AUGACUGCUGAGGAAGCUGCGUACGCGAUAACUCGACCAAUCUCAACCUCGUCAAUACCGGUCCUCAAUACCUACUCGGAUGAAUGUAUUGCUCUCUUUAUGCUAUGGAGACAAAUUGUGAAUGCUUGCGAAGAGUGGCCGGCUUCUCGUAUCCCUGACCUCGUCGCACUUCUAAGUGCGAUAUCCAAAAUUCCCGAUCACAUUCACCGUGGUGAAGCCACGGAUGACGAAGAUGAGGGGCCCUUGGGAUGGGAUAUCCUCCCUUAUUUUGCUGCGGAGUGGAGAGAUGCUCAUUGGAGGAUACCGAUGAAUAUUCUUCAGGAUUAUCCGGACACGGCGGCAAGACUCCGCGAACGGGGACUAUAUAUCAGAGCUCAAGAGGUUGAGUCACAACUUGUUGCAGCUGGCAUAUGGGAUUUAUGGAGAGCGAUAAAUUACGUGAUAUGGGCGCUGGAGAUGAAACCCAAUCACGAUUAUCACGCAGAAGAGAGGAAUGGGGUACACCAUCACCCCCUAGCAUUUUAUUCCCUCGAACUUGACUUUCAAGUGCCGGCGGUUGCUUGUUGGAUUAAGCAUAAUGGGCAAAGAAUGCAUCAAUGUAUCGCCAGAGACGGGCUGAAGGGUAAUCCAGAUCUCCCGACCGUGCGUAUGCAUUUUGGCGAGCCUAUCGAACGUUGGGCAUUCUGGAAGAAACGAUUGCUUGAGCUCGCGAACGACCCUGAUGAUUUUACAAGAAGAGGAGCACAACUAGCUAUAGGAUACAUGGAUGAGGCCACAGAAUCUCUGACGGAGAAGUUAAACGCCUUUGACAUUCUUUUACGCCCUUCUGCAUUAGAUAGCCAAUGCUUAUAG
Aspergillus oryzae RIB40 is the source of this 852-nucleotide messenger RNA. RefSeq names its product DUF3632 domain-containing protein. The record is from RefSeq and is a predicted model, not a curated record. The transcript has a single exon. Lineage: Eukaryota; Fungi; Ascomycota; Eurotiomycetes; Eurotiales; Aspergillaceae. Bases 1 to 852 code for a protein of 283 amino acids.